AUGCCCUCACUACCAUGGUCUGCGCGAAAUAAGCCUCACAACGUUGAAGAUGACCUUAAGAGACUGCGCACCGGACUCCAAACGAUUCCUACGGAGACGCUCGUCGUAUCAGCCAUCGUUCUCGGGUCAGUGACUACCCUCGGAAGCACCGCUCUAUACAGGCGUUUCUUCAAAAGAAUACCAACCUCGGAAUGGAUCACGCCUAAUAUCUUGAAGAAGAAGAGGUGGAUCAAGGGCGUCGUAACAAGCGUCGGCGAUGCAGAUAACUUUCGGCUGUAUCAUACUCCUGGUUUUGGGUGGAAGUGGCCUCUCAAGUUCAGACGAAUACCGACUGCUACCAAAGAAUUGGGCGGUCAAACAAUACACAUACGACUGGCCGGAGUUGACGCUCCAGAGGCAGCGCAUUUUGGUCGCCCGAGUCAGCCAUAUGCAGAACAAGCACUGCAAUGGCUAAAAUCUAACGCGGAGGGCAAGACCGUCUAUUGUCAGCUCAUUCGUAAAGACCAAUAUUCCCGCGUAGUAGCGGUCGCCCUCCUAGCUCCGCGUGUCCUCCCAGGAUUUUUGUUCUCCGGGAAGUUCCUGUCGCUUGAAAUGCUUCGGGCGGGCUGGGUUGAGGUGUACGAACAAGCCGGUGCCGAGUAUGGGAAGUGGGGGAAGGAUGAGUUCCUUCGCGCUCAAGCAGAAGCACAGGCUUCUCGUCGCGGCAUAUGGAAGUCGGGUAUGAAUGCUGAAUCGCCAUCAGAAUACAAACGCCGAUAUCGUGAAGCGGACGCGGCCCAUACAUCUAAGCCAAGCGCGAAGCCGCCAGGGAAGGAAGAGCCCGCUGGAUUUCUUCGUCAGUUGUUUGGUCGUUCAGCUAGCACUACCGAAGCAAAGACAAAAGCCUAGUUUCAUCAGAUUCUUGACUGGCUGGCCCACGUCGAAUAGGGGAGGACUUAAUGUAAUUUUGAGAAUGAAAUCCUAC
Heterobasidion irregulare TC 32-1 is the source of this 964-nucleotide messenger RNA. RefSeq lists its product as uncharacterized. The transcript has 6 exons. Gene Ontology annotation, cellular component: cytoplasm; mitochondrion. Bases 1 to 888 code for a protein of 295 amino acids. Lineage: Eukaryota; Fungi; Basidiomycota; Agaricomycetes; Russulales; Bondarzewiaceae. The record is from RefSeq and is a predicted model, not a curated record.